AUGGGAGUGCCAUAUACCUAUUCGGCACUUGGUGUAAGCACAGCACAGCACAGCACAGCACCUCAAGACAUACCAGGACACCCAACUCAACAAUGGCAACCCCAAUCCAGCAAAACCUCAUUGACUCCAACAAGACCUACGCCUCCACCUUCACCAGCGGGCACCUCGCCCUCCCUCCCGCCAAGAAAUACGCCAUCUGCACUAACCUGCAUGGACGCACGCAUCGACCCCGCAGCCGCCUAUGGCAUCCCGCUCGGCGACGCGCACAUAAUCCGCAACGCGGGCGCCUCGGCCAAAGACGCGCUGCGCUCGCUCAUCAUCUCCGAGCAGCUGCUCGGCACGCAGGAGAUCCUGCUCCUCAAGCAUACGGGUUGUGGGAUGCUGACCUUUGGGAAUGAGGACGCCGUGGGGCUCGUGAGGGGGAACUUGGGGGAUGCGGGCGUGGAUGAGUUGGCGGCUUUUGGGGGUGAUUUUUUACCGUUUGCUGACUUGGAGACUGCUGUUAGGAAAGAUGUUGAGUAUCUGAAGCAGAAUAAGGCUAUUCCAGACAGCGUCGCGAUUUCGGGCUGGGUGUACCAGGUUGAGGAUGGGAAAGUUAAGCAUAUCAUUUAA
Molecule: messenger RNA, 612 nt
Organism: Lachnellula hyalina
Lineage: Eukaryota; Fungi; Ascomycota; Leotiomycetes; Helotiales; Lachnaceae
Exons: 4
Coding region: 1-612 (203 amino acids)
Molecular function (GO): zinc ion binding; carbonate dehydratase activity
Source: RefSeq, a predicted model, not a curated record